AUGGACGACAGACUCUUUACUUUGUUAUAUCUGAUUGUAAUUAACAUCAUCUCAGCAUGUGGGGAAGGUCUUUCCUGCUCAGAAAAUCAGCAGGCAUUUUUAAGCUCCUGUUAUGAGUUUGUGGCCCUUCGGCGCGGUUUCUUCAGCGCUCAAGCUUGGUGUGAGCGGGAAGGUGGACACCUGGCCUUCAUCCAGAACCACGAAACCCAGCAGUUUCUACUAAAACACCUUCAGCCAGAACAGGAAUGGUGGAUAGGACUGGUGUCUAACUCCAACAACUUCACUCUGGACGCACAAGGCAGCUUGAUCUGGUUAGAUGGUACAGAUGCGAGUUACUCAAACUGGUUUGAUGGGUUGAUGCUGGAGACCGGCUGUGGCUACAUCAACACAGACUCUGAAUUUCACUGGAAGACAACGAGCAACUGUAAUCGGGAACUCUACUUCAUUUGUGAAUUUGAAUUGGGACGCUCUCUGUCUUGUACGGACAGCGCCGUCCUGCGCUGCGGCUCAGAUCAGGUGAUCGAGGUUGAUGAGAGCUACUACGGCAGGAAGACGCCACAUUACUGCAGGAGCACCAUCUCCAGCUCUCUCACAGCUUCUCUGGAGCCGUGCGGACGGAUCAGUGUGCUGGAUGUAAUAGCAGAGCUGUGUAAUGGACAGCGGCUCUGCACGGCUGUGGCCGAUGUAUCGUCUUUUGGAGAUCCGUGUCCUGCGCUGGGAAGCUACCUGUUGGUGGAAUAUCACUGCAAAGACCAACCUUCUCGUGAUUUUGUGGAAAGAUCUGCUGAUGAUGAUGAUGAUGAUGGUGGUGGCGAUUCUUUUGCUGAGGCAUCAAAGUACUCUUUAAAUUUGAGACAACACACUCACAAAAGGACUAAAAGAGAAAAUCCUGGUGAUAAACAGAUUUGUUUUUCUGAUACAUACCCACUCAGUUUGCAAAUCCGCUGUUUAGUUUGUGGUCCAGACGACAUUAACUUGGUGACAGAUGCUAGCUGUCAAAAUACAUACUGGUAUGUGGAAGACGGCAGGGACGUACUGAAAUACGGUAAAGACGAUUUCAAGAAAAACUGCUUUAAAGGUGGCAAGAAGGUCCUGAAUCUACAAAGCAAUAACAAUAAUAGAAACAGCAAUAAUGGCAACAACAACAAUAAUGGCAACAACAAUAAUAAUGGAAACAACAAUAAUGGCAACAACAACAAUAAUGGCAACAACAAUAAUAAUGGAAACAACAAUAAUGGCAACAACAACAGAAACAACAACAGCAACAAUAAUGGAAACAGCAAUAAUGGCAACACCAACAAUAGUGGAAACAACAACAACAAUGGAAACAGCAAUAAUGGCAACAAUAAUAUUAAUAAUAAUAAUGAAUUGGAGUUCCAAGCUAAAAAGAUUAGAUCUUAUAAGAAGGAUAUCAUUGUUGUGGUGGAAUGUGAACAAAACAACCAAGUGUCCUAUGGGAAGUUUACAAUUGAAAAUUCCUGGAUAAAGAUCAACAAGAACGAGCUGAAGAACUCCAUUGAUAGCGAGCUGAGUCAGCUUGGUGGAGCAGAUGACACAGAAGAGUACAGAGAGGAACUUCUUUCAGAUAUAUGUGCCGUUUUAGAAGAAGAGCCAGUCCAGCAACACACAGAAAUGCUGAGUUUUGCUAGCGUUCUGAAAAUAGUCACUAACGAUAAGGACAAACUGAAUGUUUAUGCUCAGGAGAGUGCUGGCUGUGUGGUAUAUAUGUUAGGCAAGUCCCUCGAGUUCAUCAGUCUGGAUAACAUCACUGCACGAAAUGAAAUAGCCAGCCUCCUUGUUGCAUCUUCCAGUAACAUUCUGGCUGCCUUUGAAAAGGAGAAAGAGAGCGACAUCUCUUAUUAUUUGGUCAGUGCGAUGGACUCUGUUCAGACCUUUCUGCUCGUAAAUAAAACACCGGAUCUGGAGCCCAAAAUCAUCACCUCUCCUAACGUCAAUAUUUACGUCAACAGGAUAUCUCCAACCAACCUCCAUAAAGAGCCUUUCAGUGUGGAGAACAGUUUAGCCAGAUUCAAGCUUCCCAACCUGGGCUCCGAUAUACUGCCUGACGAUGAGCCAGUGGAUGUGAAAAUGACACAUUUUAACAUUGAUCCAUGGGUUGAAGGUCAGACCAUUCAUACUAUUGUGGCCGGUUUGUCCCUCUCCAAAACAGACGGCAGUGGCAUUCCAGUGGCAAACCUGACUGAGGAGAUUGAGAUCUUGUUACCCAGGCUGGACACAGCCGUGAACAGCUCAGUCCUAGAUCUGAGAAACUUCAGCACCAUGGUCAUCAAUAUAACCACCCCCAACAUCACUCUGGUUAUUAAGUUAAGUCCCUCUGAGGAUUUAACACUAAUACUGAUGCUGGGUUAUCAGAACCAACCUACCGAGAAAAAUUACGCAGCCAAAGUUACACUUCCUCAACAAGGAAACUCACGAGAUGAGAAGUACACAUGGGUACUGGGCCCCAGUGACAUGGCGGUAAACGCGGGUGUUUACAACCUUCUCAUAAGACCGGUUGUUCCUCCGGGCAUUAAGUCUAUAAAUGCAUCAGUAACAAUCACAUCCAUUACCGCUCAGUGCAUUUUCUGGGAAGAGGCAAGAUCCAACUGGAGUGAUUAUGGCUGUAGGGUUGGCCCUAAAACAACCCCAAAUGUUACUCAGUGUCUGUGCAACCAUUUAACCUUUUUUGGGGGCAGUUUCUUUGUCAUGCCCAACACGGUAGAUCCCUCCAAGACCGCUGAGCUGUUUUCCAACUUCGCACAGAACCCGGUGGUAGUGUGCUUCAUCGGGGCAAUUUUCUUAUCUUACAUCCUGAUAGCGGCAUGGGCACGCAGGAAGGACCUACAGGACAAAACCAAGGUAAAGAUUACUGUGCUGGAAGACAAUGAUCCCUUUGCUGAGUACUGCUACUUGUUGAAGAUCAGCACCGGUCAUCGCAUGGGCUCCUCCCCUUCAUCACGGGUCAUAGUGACUCUUCAGGGUACGGAGGGAGAGUGUGAGCCCCAUCAUCUGACUGACCCUGAUAAGCCAGUGUUUGAAAGAGGAGCUGUGGACCUGUUCUUACUGACCACCCCCUUCUCACUGGGAGAGCUGCAGAGCAUCAGGCUGUGGCACGACAACUCAGGAGGUCAUCCUGCUUGGUAUGUUAACACUGUGAUGGUAGAAGACCUGCAGACCGAUCAGAAGUGGCACUUCCUGUGCAGCUCGUGGUUGGCUGUGGAUAUAGAUGACUGCACCGUCGAGAAAGUGUUUCCUGUAGCAUCAGAGGCAGACAUGAAAGGCUUCAGCAAUCUAUUCUUCAUGAAGACGACGACGGACUUCUGCGACGGUCACAUCUGGUACUCCGUGGUCAGCCGACCCCCCAGCAGUAACUUCACCCGAGUGCAGCGUGUCUCCUGCUGUUUCUCGGUGCUGCUCUGCUCCAUGCUGACCAGCAUCAUGUUCUACGGGAUUCCCACAGACCCCACAGACCAGACCAUGGAUUUGGGUCAGAUUAAACUGACCUGGAGUCAGGUUAUGAUUGGCAUCGAGAGCUCCUUCAUUGUCUUCCCAGUCAAUCUAGUAAUUGUGGGAAUCUUCAGACAUUCACGUCCUCGGAAAAAGAAGACAAAGAAAGGAAAGGCAGAUAAGAAGUGUGAGCCUCCUCAGAUGGAGAAAGACAUCCCAUAUGAGACCGCCUCUCCGCAUUUCGAUCCGGACAAUUUAACCGUAGAUUUCCUUAUUAAAGACAUACAGAGAAUCACAUACCUGUUUGGAAAUGCCAUGAGAUGCCCAGUCCCCAAAACAGAGAUGAAUCCUCAUAAGGAAGACAUCAACACUUUGCUGUCGGAGCUGCAGAACCUCAUCGAGCAACAGCACUUAAUUCACAAAAACAACACCUCCUCGGUCUUCUGGGCCUACACCCAUCAUCUCUCCAAGCAACUCGAAAACGUGGAGGGAGAAGUGAAGCUGCUGGGGCCUUCAGGCUUUUCCAGGCCUGGGUGCUACAGCCAGGUGUUACUGCAGGUCCAGAGCAUGAAGAAGCUGCUGGAAAGUCUCCGUUCCUCCAGACCCAUCACUGAGCAGCGCGUCUGUAGCUCGAGCCCCGAGAAAGACGGCAGCAGGAGGGGUCUGCCCUGGUGGUGUGUGUAUGUGGGUUGGCUUCUUGUUGCAGCCACAAGCGUGGUGUCAGGGUACUUCACCAUGUUGUAUGGACUGAAAUAUGGGAAAGAUCGUUCGGUCAGCUGGAUAAUCUCCAUCGCCAUGUCCUUCACCGAGAGCCUCUUCUUCACCCAGCCUGUAAAAGUGCUUUUUUUAGCCAUUUUCUUUGCGCUGGUGGUGAAAAAAGUCAAUUUUGAGGAUGCAGAACUUGUUGAGACGUUGCGUAAGAAAACAACCACUCGCUCAGACGGUCUCAAUGGAGUGCGUCUUUCUAAGAGAGAUUGCGCACGCAGCUACUAUCAGCCUCCUCCUCCCAGUGAUAUCGAGAGGAUCAAGAGAAACAUGGUCAAACAGCAGAAAGCACGAGCACUCAUCAUGGAGAUUCUGGUUUUUCUGGGGUUCUUGUGGAUGCUGCUCUUGGUGGCAUAUGGUCAGCGAGAUGAAAAUGGAUUCUACUUCACUCAGCACAUCCAGCAGAGCUUCAGUAAAGGCAUUUCAGACAGUAUGAGCCAAAACGAUGUGUUCACCUGGGCUAGCACUGGACUUCUUGAUAACCUGUUUGGAGACCAUAAAGGCUUUAUAACGGACGGAAACUCAAAACUCGUCGGGAGUGCUCGUCUUCGUCAAGUGAGGGUGAAGAGAAGCUCUUGUAAGGUUGCUAAGUCCAUGCUUCACGCUAUUCCCGACUGUAAUGCCCCUUACUCUUGGGAAAAUGAGGACAUGGCCUCUUAUGGUCCAGGCUGGGAUGAGGUUCAGGGUGUAAAUGGCUCUGAAGACACCGUCACUCCUUGGAUAUACCAGAGCCAGUCUGCGCUCAGAACGAUCCCGGUUUGGGGUAUGAUUGCACUUUAUAGAGGUGGAGGCUAUGUUAUGGACCUCGGUUCUGACCACCAAAACGCUAGCAGCAAGCUUCAGUAUCUCAUUGACUCCACCUGGUUGGAUAUGUACACAAGGGCAGUUUUUGCGGAGUUUACGGUGUACAACGCUAAUGUCAACCUCUUCUGCAUUGUCACGCUGAUGCUAGAGAGCAGCGCAGUGGGCGCUUUUCAGUUCCGCAGCAUGGUUCAGAGCGUCCGUCUCUACCAGUCCACAGGUGGCUUUCAGUCGUUUCUCAUGGCCUCGCAGGUCUUUUAUCUCCUCUUCGUCGUCUACUACAUGUUUUUGCAGGCAAAGCUGUUGAAGCGUCAGAAAUGGGCGUAUUUCACAUACAAGUGGAAUCUUUUAGACCUGGCCAUCAUCAUUUUAAGUUGGAGUUCAUUAUCAGUGUUCAUCAAGAGAACAGUGCAGGGAGACAAAGACGUUGAAUACUACCUCAACCACAAGGAUCAGUUUCCCAGUUUCCACGAUACAGCUGUCAUAGAUGCUACACUGGGAUAUCUCAUGGCUUUCUUGGUUCUUCUGGCCUGUAUAAAACUCUGGCACCUGCUGAGACUCAACCCUAAGCUUCACCUCAUCACCUGCUCACUGCAGCGGGCUUGGAACGAAAUGUCCAGCUUCAUUGUGGUUAUCUUCAUUAUCCUCUUGGCCUAUUCUCUAACCUGCAAUCUCUUAUUUGGAUGGAAGCUGUACUCAUACCGAACUUUACCAGAUGCGUUCAGAACAAUCUUCAGUUUGCAGUUUGGAAUCUUCAAUUAUGACGAGGUGAUGAGUUCUGAUCCGGUGCUUGGCGCCAUCAUCAUUUCCACUUGUGUCAUCUUCAUUACGUUUGUGAUCCUGACCCUCUUCGUCUCAGUCAUCCUCGAGGCAUUCAGUGAAGAACAGGAGAAGCACCAGCCUUCCGAAGAAGAGGAAAUCGUUGACUUGAUAUUGGUGAAGAUCCUCAGUCUUUUUGGCAUCAAAUGUAAGAAGAAGGAAGAAGAAUCUCAACAUAUUAACAAAACUACCUAGCCCUCAUCUUUGGCACAUGCCCUCAUCUACUAUCUUCAAAUGCUUAGCCAGCACGACAAAAAACCCAAAAAUUUGUAAUAUCUGUAUCUCUGCUAAAGAUGAACGUAAAAAAUGUUUUCUACGCCGAACAUGGUCGUUUUGAUUCAACUUUAAUUUUCUUUUUAGAAAAACCGAAGUGCACCAUUUAAUUAUAGAGCAUUUUUUUCUGAAACAUUUCCUUUUAUGAACAUAGCCUGGAAAAACGUGUUUAAAUGAACACUACAAUAAACUGCAAGCUUUGCAUGUAGUGAAUAAAAUAAAAACAGGUUGGGCCGGAGAAGCUUGUUUGACAUUGCUUUUUAUGAUACAAAAAAGAAAUCUCAGUGUAAAUACAGUGACACAAUGCAAUGACAUGUCUGCAGUUGGACUACGCUGUAACGCUGGACACCGGUCUUCAUAUUGCGACGGUCUUAUUAAUGGUAUUAUAUGUAAGUGUAAAGAGGUCAAUCUUGAUGAGGACCAAAACAUCAAAAAGGGAAAGAAACAUGUGAAA
Messenger RNA from Puntigrus tetrazona (Sumatra barb), 6559 nucleotides. It is a transcript of the gene pkd1l2b, whose product is annotated as polycystic kidney disease 1 like 2b. The transcript has 35 exons. The record is from RefSeq and is a predicted model, not a curated record. Lineage: Eukaryota; Metazoa; Chordata; Actinopteri; Cypriniformes; Cyprinidae. Gene Ontology annotation, biological process: detection of mechanical stimulus. Bases 1 to 6027 code for a protein of 2008 amino acids. Gene Ontology annotation, cellular component: membrane. Gene Ontology annotation, molecular function: carbohydrate binding; calcium channel activity; calcium ion binding.